Messenger RNA from Carassius auratus (goldfish), 1539 nucleotides. RefSeq names its product lysM and putative peptidoglycan-binding domain-containing protein 1-like. The transcript is spliced from 3 exons. Lineage: Eukaryota; Metazoa; Chordata; Actinopteri; Cypriniformes; Cyprinidae. The coding region runs from base 386 to 1018 and encodes 210 amino acids. The record is from RefSeq and is a predicted model, not a curated record.
UUAUUUUUGUGGUUGAUGUAUUAGUUAAUGUCUGAAAUGUUCGUUUUUUGGGACGCCACUGUUAUUUAAGUGAUUUACGUUAAGUUAAAAAUAAAACGUCUGUGUAGGACCGAAUUAUUAUUAGUAACGUUAGUUGUAUUUACGUUACUGGUUAAGUGGCGUUAAAAAGCUUUAUGUCGGUUCGUUAUGUCGUAACCAGUCAAUUCUAACAAUUAAAUCAGAGAUAGGUUGUUUAUUGCUGCAGACCAUUUCUUCAUUUAAAUUGACUGAUGGCAUAAGUGCAUGUUAUGUUCAGUCCUGCUGUCUUGCAUUCAGUAGCCUCAGAUGGUCAGCUGCAGUUCAUCAUAAGUCAUUAUUAAAAUAAACAAACGCUGGAGCUCGGGUCAUGUCCUCCGAUCACUCCGCGUCACUGGCCGGUACUCACGGCCUCCUCCGCGGCCAGCGCACCCGGUCCUACGGUAGCCUCGUGUCCUCUUCAUUAUCACCCGUUAGACAAAGGCGAAUUAAACAUAAAGUCCAGCCCGGUGAUACUUUGCAAGGACUGUCAUUGAAAUAUGGCGUGUCUAUGGAGCAAAUAAAAAGGGCAAACAGACUGUACACAAAUGAUUCAAUAUUCCUGAAGGAGUCCCUCUUCAUCCCCGUCCUGACGGAGUCUGUGUCAUUCACAAAUGGAGUGGAGUUGACCGAAGAUGAGACAAGUCCAGCACAGAUACACACAGAGAUUUCUAAUGAGAUCCCCAAAAGCCAAACAGACUCUAGAUGUGAAGCGAAUGCUGAUCUGUCACCAGUGGAGUACCUGAAAAAGAUAGACGGCUUGAUCAAUCAGUCCAAACAAGCAGCUGUGAAGACCUGCCACGAGGGAGAGAAACAGUUUUCAUCUAUGGAGCAGCUCCAUCACAGCAAUCCGACAUCUGACAGAGCAUCCUCCCAGCAUGCCGUUUUGGGAGCUGUUCCCAUUACAAUCACCAGACGGACCAGGAAUCUGAGGGAUAGGGAGGAUGAGAUCUUCCAGCUCUGAUGUAGGCAUUUAUUAGGACUCUUCUGACUGUUUUCUGUGUUAUUUGUACAAAUUGAUGGUUUUAGAAGGCUCCCUGUUUGGGUUUCAUGCCUUUUCCAGAGAUUGCUGGAGUGAUUUGCAAUAGUGUUUUUCAUAAAACUACUACCAGCUUUAGACAUGCACACAUAUUAGCACAGUAAAAGCACUGUAGUUUGAUGCCUAAAAGUAAUAAUGUGAAAUAUAAUUCUGCUGUAUUUUUUUUUUUAUGAGCGUAACAUAUUAAUAAUGGACAGUUUUGUGUGUGAAAUAGAUGACCGCAUUUCUAGCUUGAAAAAAAGAAUGCACUUGCUAAUUGAUACUGAAUUUAAUACUCCCAGACAAAUGCUUUGGGAAUGUGCCACUGGACAUCUUUCAGAUGCAAUAGUUUUGCACUGCAGUCACAUGCUUGGUUUGCUGUUUUUUUUUUUUUCUGUUCAAUUUACAUGGUGCUAAAGUGUCUAAUGCCCUUUGUGGUUACCAAAACAUGAUAAAAACUUUGUUCA